AUGCAGCCACGCCUUCCGUCCAUACAGUCUCAGCUCUCAUCACCUCCCACGCGGCCCGGCGAUCCCUAUCUCGACCCCCAUUCGCCGAGUCGUCCGCCUGCCCCUCCAGCUUCGAGCUCGUACUACUACCGGCAAGCAAACGGCUUACAACGCCCCCGCGAUUAUGCCAACACUUCUCCAGAAGCAGCAGCAGACUCGCACCAGUCCGGUGCUCCGCCGACGACAUCGGGUCUCGACCGGAUGAGCAUAGACAACAUGGCGAUUCAAACGGUUGGAAGUUAUGUUUGCAAGGUUCCCGGCUGCACCGCCCAGCCCUUCCAAACGCAGUAUCUGCUCAACUCCCACGCAAACGUGCACUCAUCGGCCAGACCGCACUAUUGUCCCGUCCCAGGAUGCCCUCGCGGCGAGGGCGGGAAAGGUUUCAAGCGCAAAAACGAGAUGAUCCGGCACGGCCUUGUGCAUGAGUCCCCGGGCUAUGUCUGUCCCUUCUGCCCAGAUCGAGACCAUAAGUAUCCCAGGCCGGACAAUCUCCAGAGGCACGUCCGGGUUCACCAUGUGGAUAAGGAUAAGGACGAUCCUCUGCUCCGCGAUGUCCUUGCACAGCGACCAAACGGACCAAGUCGUGGACGUAGGAGAAGAGGGGCCCCAAGCUGA
Thermothelomyces thermophilus ATCC 42464 is the source of this 654-nucleotide messenger RNA. RefSeq lists its product as uncharacterized. Gene Ontology annotation, cellular component: nucleus. Gene Ontology annotation, biological process: regulation of transcription by RNA polymerase II. Lineage: Eukaryota; Fungi; Ascomycota; Sordariomycetes; Sordariales; Chaetomiaceae. The transcript is spliced from 2 exons. Bases 1 to 654 code for a protein of 217 amino acids. The record is from RefSeq and is a predicted model, not a curated record.